CUGGGGCAUUUGGUUUAAAGCUUCGCUUCACAUUGCCGUUUGUGUCAAGCUGGUACCUUGUGUCAAAGCCCUAUUGGUGCCAUGGAUGCUGCGCUUCCCCAGCCAGCAAUGGUAGUUCCGGUCAUUGACAUGGGGCUGCCCGAGGAAGAGGCUGCGGCCCUAGUGCGCACCGCAUGCACCGACUCGGGCUUCUUCUAUGUUCGCAACCACGGCGUGCCGCAGACGCUCAUCGACGCCACCUUCGAGCAGCAGCGGGCGCUGUUCAGCCAGCCGAUGGAGACCAAGAUGGCGCUGCUGCAGGACAGCAACAACAGAGGGUACACCCCCUUCAGGGAGGAGACGCUGGAUCCAGCGCGGCAGAAGCACGGGGACACGAAGGAGGGCUUCUACUUCGGGCGGGAGGUGCCUGCGGACAGUCCCGAGGCCUCCAAGCCGCUGCACGGACCCAACCAGUGGCCCGACCCCGCCCUGCUGCCCCACUAUCGCCAAGUGACCUGGCAGUACUAUGAGGCCCUCUACCAGCUGGCACUGCGUCUGCUGCCGCUGCUGGCGCUGUCUCUGGGCCUGCCGGCGGACUACUUCGCGCCCUUCUUUCAGCGACCCACGGUGGCGCUGCGGCCGCUGCACUACGCGGCGGAGGUUUCGGAGCCGGGAGCCGGCGUGUUCGGGGCGGGCGCUCACACGGACUACGGUAUGAUCACCAUCCUCGCCACCGAAGAGGUGCCUGGACUGCAGAUCUGGCUGCCCCACGAGCGGGGCCACAUGCGCGCGCAGCCCUGCGCGCCGGGCGCCCUGCGCGGCGAGGAGGGCGAGGGGGCGGGGUGCGGGCGGUGGUGGGACGUGCCGCCGCUGCCCGGGACGUUCGUGAUCAAUCUGGGGGACUUGCUGGAGAGGUGGACCAACGGCCACUACCGCUCCACUCUCCACCGCGUCAUCAACACCUCCGGCCGCGAGCGCUACUCCAUCGCCUUCUUCUUCGAACCCAA
Astrephomene gubernaculifera is the source of this 986-nucleotide messenger RNA. The record is from the annotation of a GenBank genome assembly. NCBI's taxonomy places the organism in Eukaryota, Viridiplantae, Chlorophyta, Chlorophyceae, Chlamydomonadales, Astrephomenaceae.